Molecule: messenger RNA, 1010 nt
Organism: Stegodyphus dumicola
Lineage: Eukaryota; Metazoa; Arthropoda; Arachnida; Araneae; Eresidae
Product: pre-miRNA 5'-monophosphate methyltransferase
Biological process (GO): negative regulation of pre-miRNA processing
Cellular component (GO): cytoplasm
Molecular function (GO): RNA methyltransferase activity; O-methyltransferase activity
Source: RefSeq, a predicted model, not a curated record
GCCGCCAUAAUCUCCCACUUGGGAUAGCGAAUGCCUGAUGAUUCAGCCUGGUAUAUAGGAGCCUUAGGUAAACCGAAUUCCAGGGGGAAAAGACUUUGCUUAAGGUGCGCAAAAUGACAACGACAACUGAUUUGUCAAAGCCCGACUUCCUUGGUUUCUGUCUUUCUUUAUUGCAAAUGUUUGUGCUGCCGCAAUUUAUCAUAAUAUAAUAUUAGGAAAUUAUAAUGGCCAAAUCUGAAAAUUUUCAGAGCUCAAAAUUUGAACCUGGUGCUGCACGUUUCGGAAAUUUUAUCAACUAUUAUUCAUUCAAUUCUGUAUCAAAGAGAUUGGAAGCCAUCCCAGCAGAUUUAUUGUCACAACUUCAAUUAAAUAUUCAUCCUAUCGUGUGUUUGGAUAUAGGAUGUAAUGCUGGUGAUCUAACUGCUGGACUUUACUCUCAUCUGACUUCAAAUAUUGAUGGACGAGAAGUGUAUGUAUUAGGGAUCGAUCUAGAUGAUAUGUUGAUAACUAGAUGUAAUGAAAGUAAUCAAUAUUCUGAAUUCGUUACUUAUCAACAAAUCAACAUCAUGGAUGAAAAUUCAACAGCUCAACUAACUGCAUUUCUUGAAAAAUAUAACAGAACUGAAUUUGACUUGAUUACAUGUUUUUCUACAACAAUGUGGAUACAUUUAAAUUAUGGUGAUAAUGGCUUGAAUAAUUUUCUUAAAACUGUGUCUAACAUUACUAAAUUCGUAUUGCUAGAACCCCAAGAAUGGAAAUGCUACAAAGCAGCUGUUAGGAGAAUGACACGAUUGAAUCAUGAAGUAUUUGCAAUAAAAAAAUUGCAAGUAAAAGAAAUUGCUGAACAUAUUAAAAAAUUUCUACAGUCUGAAUGUGAUAUGAAAUUUCAUGCUUGCUUUGGUGAAACUUCAUGGGGUCGAAAUUUAUAUUUAUUUAAGAAAAACUUACAAAUGUGAAUGUAGUGUAAAAUACCUAUCCAUAAUGAAGAAGCAUUAAAUUAUUUUGCUCUA